Messenger RNA from Ciona intestinalis (vase tunicate), 2741 nucleotides. NCBI's taxonomy places the organism in Eukaryota, Metazoa, Chordata, Ascidiacea, Phlebobranchia, Cionidae. The record is from RefSeq.
AGAAGUAACUGCCAUAGUGUAUUGUCCUGUUAGAAAUGUACCUUUGAGACUGUAGUGUUAUAUGCUCUUACUAUGAUGGAACAUGUAAAGAAAGUUGGUGCGGGCAUUAACCAAAGGAAAUUCAUGCUUUUGGUUGUCAUCUUAACUUUGCUGCCUGGUACGAUGCAGAUACGACCGAAACAAUUAAGCAAGUGUUAUGCUAAAAGCAAGAACCCGAUAGAAUGCAACCCUGAGUUUGAAAAUAUUGCCCUCAAGAAAAGAGUCGAAGUUUCAGAGACGUGUGGUCUUGAAGGAAGGGAGCCUUUCUGUCGGUUGGUGGAAGAAGAGAACACGGUGUCACGUGUGUGUGACGUAUGUGAGGCCACCGGACGGCGAUCCCACCCUGCUAGUUACUUGACUGAUAUCAACAAUAAACAUAACUUGACAUAUUGGCAAUCGAAGACCUUUCAAAGUGGGGAAGAUCAGAAUAGAGAAGUCGAGUUGACGAUAUCUUUUGAAAAAGAAUAUGAGAUAUCUUAUAUUUACAUGCAGUUCUAUUCACCCAGGCCCGCCGCUAUGAUCAUUUAUAAGUCAAUGAACCACGGUAGAACGUGGGUACCAUACCAAUACUAUGCUGAAAACUGCCUGAGAAGGUUUCAUAAGCCUUAUAAAAGAGAAGCGAAUGAGACAAAUGAACAAGAGGUUCUGUGUUCAGAAGAUUUCAACAGUUUGUAUCCGUUCAGUCUCGGUGCUCUGGUGUUUAACCCGAAAGAUGGGCGGCCUUCUGAGGAUGAUUUCGAACAUAGUUUUAUUCUACAAAAUUGGGUCACAGCUACGGAUAUAAAGAUUGUAUUGGCUGGGUUGCAUGACAUACCACGGAACCCGACGACUCUUUCAAGGAUUUCAAGAGAAAGUCGGUCUGCUAUUGAAGCAAGGCAGGGCAGAAGGCGCCUAACUCCAAUUCCUAGGGGGGGAGUUACUCGCGGGGGGAGGGCAGUUGCUACCCGGGCAAGCAAGACUGAGUUACGGCAUACAGGUGUUCGCGUGUCUGGUGGGACAGAUAUUUUAGUCAGCAACCCUGGCGCUACUUCCACUCCGUAUAGUUUUGGUUCUAGCUCUUAUUAUGCGAUCAAUGAUAUCAGUAUUGGAGGUGUUUGCAAGUGCAAUGGUCACGCUGAUAGAUGUAUAAAGAAGAAGGGGAAGAUGGUUUGUGAUUGUAAACACAAGACAACGGGACCGAACUGCGAGACAUGCAAAGCUUUUCAUAAGGACCGACCGCCUAAGCGAGCUACGAAAACAAACGCGAACGAGUGCAUUGCUUGUAAUUGCAAUAUGCACGCCAAGAGAUGCCGAUUCAGCGCCGACUUAUUUGAAAAGUCGGGUGGUACAAGCGGGGGAGUUUGUGUUAAGUGUAGACACAACACACAUGGCCGAUAUUGCCAUAAAUGUAAGCCUGGAUUUUACAGGAACAACAAAACCAAGUCGAUGUCGAACAGGAGAGCUUGUAGGCCGUGUAACUGCAAUCCGGUGGGCUCGCUGGGGAGGCAUUGCGACCAGGUUACCGGUCAAUGUAUAUGCAAGCAACACGUUACGAGAAGGAGGUGCAACUAUUGUGUAAAAGGCUACAAGCAGACUGAUUCCCCCGACGCACCCUGCGCCAGAAUUCCUGUUGUAACUGGCGCUACCACAGCUAAACCAGCUUGCCCACGAACAUGUAGCAGCUCAAAAGCUGUAAGAAUACCUCCAGCUAAAUAUUGUAAGAUGGAAUACGCUGUGAUGGUAAGAGUAACCGGGAAGAUCAGGAUAGGAAGAAGGACCAGCAUCACUUACCAAGUACUCAGGGUGUUUAAGAGGGGAGGCAUGAGGUUGAAGAAGAAGGAGAUGAUUGACAUCCAGGUCAGGGAUCGAGUCCUACAGUGUCUAUGUCCCAGGUUGCGAGUGAACCGAACAUAUUUGUUGCUUGGUAAAUACGCGAGGUCAGAUGGAAAUCUAAGAAUGACGAUUGAUAAAAACUCUGUCAUUAUCAGCUGGUUAAACAAAUAUAAGAAAAUGUUACGAAGGGUGGCGAAGCGAGCACGAAAACGAAGUAAAUGUUGAACCUUAGCCACCCCGGCUUUGUGUAAGAAGUGGCGCCCAAGAUUCGGUUCCGAAAAAAUCCGAUUUCGACCGAAGUUUGCCGAUGUGAGAUUAAGGUUAAAAUGGUCGUGAGGCGUUUUAACGAACUUUAUUGUUCUUUGUCAAUACGCAUUAUGACGACAGAGACGAUGACGUAAGCUGGUCGAUCAUUCAAGUGCUUUUAUAUUCAUUGUCCCGUUUUACUUUUAUAUUUAUUUUGUUUUUGACACUGUAACGCCAUGUUAUCUAAUGUAAAACUGGGCACGUAAAUACGUAACAAUACAGGGGUAUUUAUAUAUCACAUGACGUAUCCGCUAUUGAGAAAUUCUACACAAUAAAUUUACCUUUAUCCCCAAAGCAAAUUUCAAUUAUAAGCACCUUCAAUUGGCGAUAAAUUUAACUUCAAAACAUCAUACAAAGUAAUUAGACGCAUGACCAUAUAUACAAAGACAAAGUUUUCAAAGUGGAUACGUUUUAUGAUAUACAUCUCACCAAAUUUCAAGUAUUACGUCAUAAAUUAAUGUUGUUUCUAUGUCCGAUUCUAUUUCGAACCCGAACGCUGCAUAUUUGGGUCCUUGCUCGCUUGUUUUUCAACUUUUCGCCUUUUCAUCGCGAAUUAGAUAUUUCUUCAAGUAAAAGAUCAUCGU